GAUUAAAACGGCUAAUAGUAUUAGCACCCCGACAGGUCUCUCUGGCUCGGCGUUUUCACCGACUCGGUUCCCCGAACUCAGUUUCGACCAGGUCAGACCUCAAGAAUCCGAGAGAAGCAGAAGAGGAAGGAAAGGGUAGCAGCCAGCCCCACUCAUCUCAAACCCUCUCCCUCUCCCGCUCAAGGCGCCGCCCGAUUCUUCCCCGAAAUGGCGUUGCAGAGCAAUAAUUGCGUCCCCUUCCUCCUCUCAAAACCUUCCUCCUCGCCCCGCACCGACCGCCCUGUCCUCUCCCCCGCCCUCCGACCCCGCCCCUUCGCCCCCGCCGCCGCCGUCGUCCUGAGGAGAUCCCCGCCGCCGCGUCUCGUCCGCCUGGCGCGCGCGAGCGCCGGGGGCGACGCCGCCAGCAGCAGCAGCAGCAGCAACAUGAAGAAAGGAUCGGUGCCGAAUUCCAACUACGUGGUGCCGCUGGACCGGUCCUUCUCCUCCUCCUACUCCUCGUUCGUUACGCGGCCCCUCGUGGAGAUACUCCGCGACCUCAACAAGAGGAUCCCCGACGACGUCGUCCGGCCCCGCCCCCCGCACGACCACGCCUCCUCCCCCAACUCCAUUCCCUGGUACCACGCCAAUCGGAUGAUGAGCUUCUAUGCCCCUGGGUGGUGCGGAGAAAUACGUGAUGUUAUAUAUUCUGACAGCGGGAGUGUGACUGUGGUGUAUCGUGUUACCAUAAGGGGAUCUGAUGGAGAGGCAUAUCGAGAGUCAAGUGGGACGGUUUCAUGCAGCCAUGGUGAACUUGCAGACCCAGUGGCUGCAGCAGAGGAAAUAGCUUUCUGUAGAGCAUGUGCUCGGUUUGGCUUAGGCCUGUAUCUUUAUCAUGAAGAGUAGACGCCGUGCUCUUUGAGGGCAUCAACUUUGUUUGUUUCAUUCAAAAAUUGGCUUUAGUUUGUCAGACUUUACCAAUAUGUGUACAUACAAAGUAGAUGAGAUGUGGUCAUCCCUCAUAUUCACAGACAGAAUAGGAUUGUGAAUAUCAAGGCUUAGAUUUACAACUUGAAUAAAAAUUUCUCAUGGAUUUAGCACAUAGAGUUUUGCGA
This is a messenger RNA of Eucalyptus grandis, 1091 nucleotides long. Its product is annotated as DNA repair RAD52-like protein 2, chloroplastic. Gene Ontology annotation, molecular function: DNA binding. The record is from RefSeq and is a predicted model, not a curated record. NCBI's taxonomy places the organism in Eukaryota, Viridiplantae, Streptophyta, Magnoliopsida, Myrtales, Myrtaceae. The transcript has 4 exons. Gene Ontology annotation, biological process: double-strand break repair via homologous recombination. Bases 208 to 882 code for a protein of 224 amino acids.